Molecule: messenger RNA, 1108 nt
Organism: Physcomitrium patens
Lineage: Eukaryota; Viridiplantae; Streptophyta; Bryopsida; Funariales; Funariaceae
Source: RefSeq, a predicted model, not a curated record
UCGCCAACUGGACCGGCGCUAUAAGUGUACGAUCAUAUCGAUGCGAGUCAUUUGCUACUUGUGAAUGUUUGCGUGGGUGCGUUGCAAUCUGUUGCCGCGGCUAAGUCGAGAGGUCAGGGUUAGUAAACUUAGAACGAUCGGUCCUCUGCAUCAUCAGAUUGUAGUUAGUUGUGGGUUGUGUUGAUUGAUUCCUUCAGGACAGGACCGGAAGGGAGUGAGAUUCGGAUGGAGCGGUCUCUUUUGCGCCUGGCGUGGAGGGCGAGGGUUUCGACGUUUUUGCAGAGUCCCCAGAGGGAAGCGGCAUUGUCGUCGCAACAGGCGCGGUGUUAUGUGGCGUCGCCAUCUUCUGCAGAUGAGAUUCCUCGCUCAGAGUUGAGACAGUCAUUGCUGGCGAAGACCCAACCAGUGUGGCAAAAAUGGACCAAACACCACGCGGGAGAGUCCACCGCGAGUCAUGACGCCCCUCAAGGCACCAUCGACUGCAUGGGGUUAGUCACGCGAAAGACCGUAGCUGCGAAACGCUACGCAGUGGGAUCUAGUGCCAUAGACCCAGCCGGAGCGCAUGCCCAACUGGGGGACCGCGAGUCCAAGGAGAAGGCCAAGGAGAUCCUGCUUGAAGUCCGCGAGAAGCUGGAAAAGACACUGGAAGAAUCGACAAUCAAGGGGCUGCAGGAGAAGCUGAUCGCCACUGAGGGAAUCGGCGAAGUAGUUCAGGAACUAUAUAAUCAGAAAGAUGAAAACAACAUCGAUCUAGAUCUUCCCACCUCGGAACCAGGAGCUGACCGCAUCUCUUAGCUUCCGUCACUAGCAUGUUUCCGGUUCACAAUCCGGCAGUUGAUCUGUUAAGAUUGCUCCGAUGAGUCGCCGAAUGCUUCAGCGAUCCGACCAUCGCUGCAGGGCUAGAGCUACAAUUCCUGUGUAGAAUAAGAAGAAGUAGAAUUUUGCCUGGAACGGAGAUCCCAGACGACGUUGCCUGGUGGGUUUGCACACAUGGCACAUUUAAUAGACAAAAAUUAAGAUAAUGUGUUGGUAGAUGUGAUGGCUUGUGAUGCUAGAGUAUAAGAAAAAUAAAAUAAAACAACACCUUAGUGUUGCGUUUCUGUUGGCA